Somion occarium is the source of this 865-nucleotide messenger RNA. The record is from the annotation of a GenBank genome assembly. Lineage: Eukaryota; Fungi; Basidiomycota; Agaricomycetes; Polyporales; Cerrenaceae.
GCAUGUAACAUGGACUUCCAAACAGAACAAGGCUUCACUUUCGUUGAAAGUGCAACGAGGCUUUAGUAGCUUCAGCCGCAGCUGUCUUCAUCGGUGGCGUCGAAAUGCUCUCCGCCGCCACUUACGUUCAAACGUAGGUUCUGUCCAUCAGGAUUUAGUACUCCAUUCUACGGUUGUCACAUGGAAAUCUCGUUCCUGCGUGGGGGUCCGAAUACUAUAUUCACUGGCUUUAAUGGUAGCCGCCUCGAGUAUAAAUACCCUAAUCCUAGGUUGCCCCUUCUCCAGUAUCCAGCUAUCAACUGGUUGCGCCUGAACCCCACUUCAAUUCCUCAACAUCAUCUACUUCAUCCAUUCACCAUGUCUGAGUCCCAAAUCGAUAUCAUCCUUAAGGAAGAGAAUUUCGAGAAGUUCUUCGAGGAGAGCCUCAAGCUCAAACCCGAGGACCCUGAAUUCGUCCGCCAAGUCAAAGAGGUGCAACGCGUCGAUACCGAAAUAGCCGCUCUAGCUCAAUAUGAUGCUGAAGCGUUCAACGUCGAUAACACCCUCAAGAUCGUGGGUAGUUCCAUCGAUGGUACCCUCGGGAUCCGAAUCGGCAGCAUCGUAGGGAGAGGGAGGACCCAUAGGACGGGUUCCGGGACUUUUCACGGCAAUAGACUCGCCCCCAAUGUUAGGGGUGGGACCUUUAAGCUAUGGCUCACAGCGAACACGGCCAGGCUGGAGCUCUUCUCCAACGCAGGGGAUCGCGUUGACGAGUUUAUAGGUGUUGGUCAUCAGAUGGGUCUGGAUACCUCCAGUAACAACCCUUGGGAGGGUACUUGGUAGGGACGGCACCCCAAUGGCUCGGCUGGCCGCGGUGGAAUGUAGU